Messenger RNA from Heterobasidion irregulare TC 32-1, 2043 nucleotides. RefSeq lists its product as uncharacterized. The transcript is spliced from 3 exons. Lineage: Eukaryota; Fungi; Basidiomycota; Agaricomycetes; Russulales; Bondarzewiaceae. Bases 1 to 2043 code for a protein of 680 amino acids. The record is from RefSeq and is a predicted model, not a curated record.
AUGAACGCAGCUAUCACUCUCCCAUCCUCGUCAUCAGUGUCGUCUUUCUCGACACCAUCCAAACCGCGCCCCGUUUCUAUCGACACGCGCGCGCCGCGGCCGCUGCACCUUCCUCUCGUCGCCAACGGCAACAGCACCAUCAGCAGCACGCACGAUGACAUACAACUGUCUUCGAAUGCUCGCGUACCGAUGACAGCGCCGCUCGCGUCCGCCCCCGCGUUUUCUACCUCCCCCACCGCCGUGUCCGCCUCGCCUUCUGCUUCCGCCUCAGCCUCGGCCUCGGCAUGUGCGUCCGACGCGGACGCAGACGCGACCGCGCAGAUCAAGGCUGCGCGCCGCCAGUCGUCGAUAUCGUAUCUCCCGCCAGACAGCGCAAGGCAUUGGCGUGUACGCUCGCCGACGACGCCGCUGUCGGCGGUGUCAUCGAUGGGAGGAAUGAAUCAGCGGUUGGAGCAAGGGCUAGGGAGGAGCGUGUCGUUGUCGGCGCGCGGGGAACGGGGGGCUGGUGUAAGAGAGCAGGAGAGGGAACGCGAGAGAGAAAGGGAGAGGGAGAGGGCGGCGAGGCGCGCGUCGGGGUCUGCGUUCGGAGCAGAAAAGGGCUCGUCGGAGAGGGUCGUGUUGACAUUGGCGGAAAAGCACGCCGACCUCCUCCACUUUAUUGCACAGAAAGAAUCCAAAUGUCUCGAGCUCCGCUCACAGCUCGUCGCACACGAAUCAGAGCUCCUUCAGCUGAAGCAGAAGUGGGAGCGCAUCGUGCACCGCGAGUUUGGGCGCACAGUUGGGACGUACUCACCCGCACCGCCGCAGAUUACUGCACAGGGUGCGUCUUCAAUGACAGCUGAAUCUGCGGGGUUGGGGAUGGCGCAUGCAAGCAACGGAGCAGUGCUGGAUGGGAUUGUGGAGGGCGUACAAGGCGUCGGCAGGCUGCUUGCUGCGGGACUGAGCACAGCUGGCACCAUCCCCGUCUCGCCGUCUCCGUCUUCUUCCUCGUCAGCCUCUGCACACGCACGCACGCCCUCACUUGCCGCGCGUCCCUCUCCGUUCGCAAAACGCGGGAGCGGGCAUGGCGGGCACGCGGCGCACGGCUCGAUGUCCUCGACUUCAACCUCUGCCUAUGCGACGACCAGCAGCACGCGCCUCUCGCAGUCUUCGUCAUCUUCGUUGGGCGAAGACGUGGCUCCCCCGCGGUCGGCGGCGGCGCCAAAGGCUGCGGACGGCGUCGACGACGGUGUGCAGGAGCUCAUCGUGCGCGACACAGGCGCGACGCCCACCAUGAGCCCGAACCCCGCGUUCUUGCGGCGCCACCCGCCUCCUCCGCUUCACCCGUCGCACUCACAGCCUGCGUCGCCUGCGUCGCGGCCAAACUUGGACAGUACGACAAGCUCGCGGAUUCUGCGCCGCCGCUCGCGCGAAGUCCCGCUCGUCCCGCUCGACUCGGACAACGAUGACGACGCUGCGGCUGGGGCGGGGGCAGAUGCGAAGCAGGCGCUGCAGUGUCAGGACUCGGCGAGUGUGAAACAGACGCAGGCGCGCAAGCGCAUGAGCGGCGGUCGGUUGCCGCCGGCGUCUUCUAUGCCGGGUGCAGGCCUCGGCUCGGGGUUGGCUUGGGUGGGCACGGUCGGAAAGAAGAUCGAAGAGUUGCAGGUCGGACAGACCAUCUCGAAGAGCCAAAAACGCGCUUCUUGGCUGCUCGCGGACGUCUCGCAGUCGUUCCUCGCCGCCCUGUCCUCGCCCACAAUACCCACCGCACAUCAUGCAUCCCCCGCGCCUGUGACUCGGCCGCCUCUGCCCCUUUCACGGUCCGCGUCUCUCUUAGACGACGACGACGACGACGAAUUUGGCGCAUCUUCGGGCGCCGGCAAAGGCCUCGGUCUCGGUGUCGUGCUAACGCCCGACUCGCCCGUGCCGAAGACGCCUUCCCUACUCAAGCAGCACACAACAACAGCUACAAGGAAAGCAUCAGCAACGACAACGACAACAACACCCAAGGCGCAAAGCGGGAAAUCCAUCGUCACUGACGAUGAGGAUGAGUGGAAUUGGUAG